Ctenocephalides felis (cat flea) is the source of this 421-nucleotide messenger RNA. Its product is annotated as protein 5NUC-like. Gene Ontology annotation, biological process: AMP catabolic process. The transcript has 3 exons. The record is from RefSeq and is a predicted model, not a curated record. Gene Ontology annotation, cellular component: plasma membrane. Lineage: Eukaryota; Metazoa; Arthropoda; Insecta; Siphonaptera; Pulicidae. Gene Ontology annotation, molecular function: 5'-nucleotidase activity; nucleotide binding; metal ion binding. The coding region runs from base 119 to 421 and encodes 100 amino acids.
AGCUGAAGAAAGGAGAAUGGAAUCUAUUAAUUUUACAUAAUAAUGAUAUGCAUUCAAGAUUUGUGGAAACAGACGCUAAACAAAAUGAGUGUCCAGACGAAAUUAAGGCAGAGAACAAAUGCUAUGGAGGAAUGGCAAGAGUUGCGACAGUGGUAAGGCGCGCAAGAAAAGAUGCAAAAGAGGUGGUCCACCAGUUUUGUAUUUAAAUGCUGGUGACACAUUUGCUGGGUCACCUUGGUUCAUGGUGCAUAAAGCACCAUUAGUUGCAUUAAGUAUGAAUCUCCUCCGGCCAGAUGCUGCGAGUCUCGGAAAUCAUGAAUUUGAUUUGGGUGCAAAAGGUUUAGAAACAUAUUUAAAUUUAACUUAUGGAUAUCCGGUAGUUGCUGCUAAUAUCGACGUUUCUGAAGACCUGGAUUAUUAA